Oppia nitens is the source of this 709-nucleotide messenger RNA. RefSeq lists its product as uncharacterized. The transcript has 2 exons. Bases 86 to 709 code for a protein of 207 amino acids. The record is from RefSeq and is a predicted model, not a curated record. NCBI's taxonomy places the organism in Eukaryota, Metazoa, Arthropoda, Arachnida, Sarcoptiformes, Oppiidae.
AAAUUUCAAACAUAAGACUUAGUUGGUUAGGAUAGAGAAGAUUAUGAUAAUUAGUUGAGACAACACAUUUAGAGCACCGGUAGAUAUGGAUCUCCAAAAACCAAAGCCAAGCUAUCUAGUAUUGAGACCAGUUGUGCCAGAAGAAGAACAGUGGCCAUACGGAAUGCCGCAACUGUCGCAGCCAUCAUCAUCAUUAUCAUUAUCAUCAUCAUCAACGACAGGCUCGACCGACUUGACUAUGGCUGACCAGUGGAUAAACGGUUGGUCCACAUCAUCGUCGCCACCAUCGGCGCCAAUUCGUUCGAUAGGACCGACACAACAGCGAUCGGUUGUCCGAUUCGAUUCGGUUAUACGCUAUCACGACAUACCUAAACAUAAAGUCCAACCGAUUCAACCGAUACCGGGAAAGUCGUCUUUUGGUCAGAUCAAUAAGUUUGAAACGUCCGGUCGCCGAUCGUAUCAAUUGUCAGCCGAUUGGUCAGUAGUGAAUCAUCAGCAGCAGCAGUAUGUUCGCCGUGAUCCCGAACCGACUGCAUCGCGUCGAUCGCCGUUUCCCGACCCCAGUCACCAAUGGUCUGUCAGUACAAGAGGUAGUGGUGGUGGUGCUAACAAAAACAAUACAUUCCAACUCAUGAGUUCGGUUAUCAAAGCAGUGUCGUGUAACCUAAGACGUGGACAGUAUGAUCGAUAUGAAGAAGAAGAACAGUAG